AUGAAUAAGAAAGAUCAUAAUCCAGUUAUUAGUGAUUUUGCUAAAUUACUUAAAUGUGAAGAUAAAGAAUUAUUCGGAGAAGUAAUCGCAAGAUCAUGUAAUGUACUUGAUGAUUCUCUAAUUGGCAAAGAAGGAAAUCAAAUUAAUUUAAAUAAUUUAAUAUUACAAUCUAGCGAAGCUGUUAUACUCAAACUACUGACUUCUCCCUCUAGCAUUCCUUUUUGUCAAUAA
Molecule: messenger RNA, 231 nt
Organism: Rotaria sp. Silwood2
Lineage: Eukaryota; Metazoa; Rotifera; Eurotatoria; Philodinida; Philodinidae
Source: the annotation of a GenBank genome assembly